UAUUGAUGUCUUGUGUGAUGUGUUGUUUGCGCUGAAAAUUUCUGAAAAUGGAUUUAGAUAAUUUCCUGCUGAUUUUGGAUGAAGAGGAGACGUAUGGUGAAUGGGUGAGUAUGAAUCACCACACUGGUUUUGUGUACACAAGCAACGCGACAGGCAUGAUGCAGCAGCCGUUGAAGAAGGACUAUAGAAAGAAGAGACAAUACUCUGGGAAAGGAUAUUAUGGAGAGCCCCCGUCAAAAAAGUCUGCGCCUUCAAUCAAACUGGAGGCAGGAUUCAAGUGGAAUUUACAGGCGCUGGCAAACGCAGCGGACGCUGUGGAAACGGGCGGCAAAUCGCCGGUGUCUGCGCUGAAUGAGUUGGGGGUCCGAGUGAACUACACUGUCUUACAGCAGGGGGGCCCGGCCCACUGCCCGAGUUUCACAGUCGCUGUUACAGUAGCGGACAUGACCUUCGAAGGCUGGGGUCACAGCAAACGCGAGGCGCGCGCGUCGGCGGCCCGCGCCUGCUUGUCCGCCCUGCUGGCGCGCGCCGGCCGCGUGCUGCCGGCACCGGGCGCCGGCCCGCAGCAGGACUUCACCAGCGACGAGCCCGGGAGGAUGCCAGCCGCCGACGGCACCCCGCCCCCCACUUCUUGCCCGGCGACGGCGCUAUUCGGCGCGACCAACAACGCGGCCGUCAACAAGAGUCCCAUCAACGUUCUGUACGAGAACUAUCCUGGACUCAACUUCGUGUGCACUUUUGGGGACGGAUCGCAGCUGGACUCCAGCCAAGCUCCACUCCAGUUGAGCCAUAGUAUGAGGUUCAAAGUGGUUUGUUGCGUGAAAGACCAGAAGUUUGAAGGAUAUGGGUCCAGCAAAAAACUAGCCAAGCUGGCAGCGGCUCGUUCAGCAUUAGCUGUCUUAGACGAGGGCCGCGUGGAGUCUCCGCCGCCCUCAGCCAUGGCUGGCUUCCUGCCGCAGACCCUGGCCGACCACGUGGGGAAACUGGUGAACGAGAAAUUCAAUGAGGUGAUGAAGGGUGAUCUGGUCCACUCCAAGAGAAAGGUGCUUGCUGGUAUCGUCAUCACCAUCAACAACAGGACUGAGGAUGCCAGGGUAAUCGCGGUGACCACCGGCACCAAGUGCGUAUCCGGUGAGCAUAUGUCUGUGCGAGGGAGGGUACUCAACGAUUGUCACGCUGAGGUGACGGCCCGGCGUUGCUUGCAGCGGCAUCUAUACGCGCAACUCUUGAUGUACGCUUCUGCUGAAGAUCCCAAGGCCACCAUCGCUUCAUCUGACCUAGAACCGGUGCCAGGCGGCGGCUACCAGAUGAAGCCGGACCGUCAGAUACAUUUGUAUGUGAGCACCGCUCCCUGUGGCGAUGGGAGGAUAUUCAGUCCCCAUGAACAACCGCAGCCGGAGCCUGACAGACACCCUAACAGGCUCGCCCGAGGUCAGCUGAGGACAAAGAUCGAGUCCGGGGAAGGCACUAUCCCGGUCAAAAACUGCACCAAUGUGGUACAGACUUGGGACGGGGUUAUGCAGGGCGAGCGCCUCCUAACAAUGUCGUGUUCAGACAAAGUCGCGCGCUGGUGCGUCGUAGGGCUCCAGGGCGCUUUGCUGUCGCGUUGCAUACGCCCGGUGCACCUGCACUCGCUGGUACUGGGCUCGCUGCUGCACCCGCACCAUAUGUACAGGUCAGUCGCUUAAGUCACUUACAGGGCACUCACUUAAGUCACUUACAGGUCAGUCAC
Messenger RNA from Ostrinia furnacalis (Asian corn borer), 1732 nucleotides. RefSeq names its product double-stranded RNA-specific editase Adar-like. The transcript is spliced from 17 exons. The record is from RefSeq and is a predicted model, not a curated record. NCBI's taxonomy places the organism in Eukaryota, Metazoa, Arthropoda, Insecta, Lepidoptera, Crambidae. Bases 48 to 1688 code for a protein of 546 amino acids. Gene Ontology annotation, cellular component: cytoplasm; nucleolus. Gene Ontology annotation, biological process: RNA processing; adenosine to inosine editing. Gene Ontology annotation, molecular function: adenosine deaminase activity; tRNA-specific adenosine deaminase activity; double-stranded RNA binding.